AUUAAAACUUAUAUAAACAAAGGUCCUUUAUUUGCAGCUCUGAUUCGGAGCAAGACACUCCGGCUUACAAGUGUGCAGAGCUUUAUUCAUAUUGUUUACUCAAUAUGGAAGUUUUUAAAAAUCUGAUGAUCUUACAAGUAUUGAAGCAGCAGUGAAUGAAGAUGAUGGUGAACACUAAGGUACUUUUCAGGCUAAAUGAGGAAAUAAUACCUGUCCAGGAAAGGAUGUUCUCCUGAGUCUUCUUCAUGUUUCCGUGAAUCAGCAGUGCCCCAGAAAGUGCUUCCCUUCUUGAAACUCCAGGGAAGUAUUGGAACGAAAAGAACUUGAAGAGGGAGCCUAGCCAAACAGAGAUUUUUGAACUUUGGUAGGCUAGCUGAAGCAGAGUUUUAGCACAAACACAAAUCAAAGUCUGUGUGUUCUUAAAAGCAGCAUUUUCAUAACUAAGAAAUAUCAAGAUUUAAAUCAUAAAUACUUUGGAACACUCAGAAGAACAACAUGGGAGAAACUGAGAAAAUUGAAACCCAUAGAAUAAGAUGUGUUUCCAAGUUGAAGAUGUUUCUGCUGGCAAUAACAUGUGCAUUUAUAUCCAAAACACUAUCUGGAUCUUAUAUGAAUUCCAUGCUCACACAAAUAGAGAGACAAUUCAACAUCCCAACAUCACUAGUUGGAUUUAUUAAUGGGAGUUUUGAGAUUGGAAAUCUUUUUUUGAUUAUAUUUGUGAGUUAUUUUGGAACGAAAUUUCACAGACCUAGAAUGAUUGGUGUCGGAUGUGCUGUUAUGGGCCUUGGGUGUUUCUUACAGUCUCUACCUCAUUUCCUCAUGGACCGAUAUGAAUAUGAAUCUACAGUUGUAGGCAAUUUGUCCUCAAACAGUUUCUUGUGUAAUGAAAAUGGAACCCAGAUUUUCAGACCAACAGAAGAUCCAUCAGCAGAGUGUGUGAAGGAAGUUAAAUCAUUAAUGUGGGUGUAUGUACUAGUAGGAAAUAUGAUACGUGGAAUUGGUGAAACUCCCAUCAUGCCUUUGGGUAUUUCCUACAUAGAAGAUUUUGCCAAAUCUGAAAACUCUCCUUUAUAUAUUGGGUUUGUAGAAACAGGAGCUAUCAUUGGUCCUUUGUUUGGACUUUUGUUAGCGUCAUUCUGUGCAAAUGUUUAUGUCGACAUCGGAUCUGUAAACACAGAUGAGCUGACUAUCACUCCAAUUGAUACUCGUUGGGUUGGUGCAUGGUGGUUUGGCAUUUUGAUUUGUGCAGGAGUGAAUGUGCUCACUGCCAUUCCUUUUUUCUUUUUGCCCAAAACGCUUGCAAAGGAAGGAUCAAAGGAUAAUGCUGACAUCGUCAAAAAUGACAAAGAAGAGAAACAAAAAGAAGUCAAGAAGGAAAAUGAUGGAAUUACUAAAGAUUUUUUACCAUUCAUGAAGAGUCUUUUUUGCAACCCAGUUUACAUGCUUUUUUUGCUAAUAAGUGUGGUACAGUUCAAUGCAUUUAUUAAUAUGAUGUUCUUCAUGCCUAAAUAUGUGGAACAGCAAUAUGGAAAGUCAACUUCAGAAGCAAUCUUUCUAAUUGGUAUUUACAACUUACCUCCAAUAUGCAUUGGAUAUCUUUUCGGCGGAUUAAUGAUGAAAAAGUUCAAAAUUACUGUCAAACAAGCUGCCCACAUAGCAUGUUAUUUAUCUUUCAUUGACUUCCUUCUCUACUUUUCGUGUUUUUUCAUGGUCUGUGAUAAUUCUUCAGUUGCUGGCAUAACCACCGGUUAUAAAGGAAUGCAACAAGAUUUACACAUUGGAAAUGCCAUCCUUGAUGAUUGCAACAUGGAUUGCAACUGUCCAACUAAAACAUGGGACCCCGUGUGUGGAAGCAAUGGUUUGUCAUAUAUGUCAGCUUGUCUUGCUGGUUGUGAGACAUUUGUUGGAACAGGACUGAACAUGGUGUUCCAUAACUGUAGCUGCAUUCAAACCUUAGGAAAUUCAUCUGCAGUUCUUGGGCUGUGCGACAAAGGACAUGACUGUUCCAUGAUGCUCCAGUACUUUUUAAUCCUGUCGUCAAUCAGCAGUUUCAUUUACUCUUUAUCUGCCAUACCUGGAUACAUGGUUCUCCUGAGGUGUAUUAAGCCUGAAGAGAAGUCUCUUGGUGUGGGAUUACAUGCAUUUUCCACAAGAAUAUUUGCUGGAAUCCCUGCACCUAUAUAUUUUGGAGCUUUAAUGGACUCCACAUGUUUACAUUGGGCAACUUUUAAAUGUGGUGAGUCAGGAGCAUGCAGGAUAUAUGAGUCCACUAACUUCAGACACCUCUACCUUGGAUUGCCAGCAGCACUAAGAGGAUUAAGCUAUAUUCCAGCCAUUUUUAUCCUAAUUAUUUUGAGGAAGUAUCGUCUACCUGGUGAAAAUACCACUUCAGGAACUGUGCCUGCAGAGGCAAAGGUUACAGGGAAUGAGGGCCAAGAAAUGGACCAAACUUGCAAAAUUUUGAAUAAUAAUGUAUUGAAUACUAAAAUGUAAUAUCCUAUUAUUCAUGUUUCCCAGAGUUGGAGAACACACUAUAACUUAAUUGUUUGCAAAAAUCAAUAGAGGUACUGCAGGUAACCUUUUCUUGUCUAAGAACCUAAAAAAAGUUUUUUUACUUAAGGUAAAAAGAAAAAAGUUCACUGAUGGUAUUUCUGAGCCAUCAACGGCACUUGAGGUUUUCCUUAGAUGGACAUUUAUAACAACCUUAAGAACUGGAGAUUAGAGCCAGCUUUAUUAUUUAAAAAUAUUUUGUUAAUCUUCGCCCAAGAAUCUAUGUCUAUUAAUUUCUUUAGAUAGGAAGGGAGAGAGAUAGAGAUAGAGAUAGAGAUAGAGAUAGAGAUAGAGAUAGAGAUAGAGGUAGAUAAACAGACAGAUAGAUAGAAACAUCAAAGUGAGAAACAUUGAUCAAUUGCCUCCCUGGGAUUAAACCCACAACCUAGGUGUGUGCCCUGACUGGGAAUCAAACCCACAACCUUUUGGUGUAGUGGCUGAUGCUCCUACCAACUGAGCCACCCAGCCAGGCCUACAGCCAACUUUACAUUUAUGUUAAAACAGCAAUUUCUCUUUUAACUUAUGUACAAUAAGAAUAUAUUUCCUUCAUUGUCUUUUUCAAAUGACUCUAAAAAUUCCCUGUUAUGAAAAUCUACUUAAUUCCAUUGAGUAUCUGCUUUGCUAUUGGGGUUAGAGACUGGAAUUCUCAUCCUGCUAUGUGAAUAUUUAAGUAUUUUAUUCAAAUUUAUUGCUUCCAACUAAAAGAAGCCCAUGUUGUCUUCUUUUAUUUAUAAAUUAUUCUUUAACUCCUCCUAUUUAUUCCAGACAUGACUUUGAAAAUAGUUUACUCAUCAAUGUGCCAUCACAUGCUUUCAACCCAUUCCCUGCUUUAUUAUUCAUGCCAUAUAUUUGCUCAUUUUGUUCAGCAAACUGACAAACUGAAUCAGGUUAUUAAAAAUCAUGUAGUAAAGAUUGUUGGAAUUUUAUUUUCAGCAAUUCAAACCAGGUUACUUUUUCUUAAAAACAAGUGUCUGAGCCAAAGAAUGAAAGGGUCAUAUUAGAAGACACUAGUCCUUAAAGGCUGCUUGUAGUGAAGAUAUUGUCAAAGAAACACUUUGCCAGAUUCAGGAGGCCUCCUUAGACCAAUGUUUAUGCCAUUCACAGCGACCUAAGUUAGUGUACACGCACUAAUUUUCCAUAAACCAUCUUAGAGAAUGAAACCUUUAAAAAGUAGCUUCUCUUAUGAAACUGAACUUAAUAAAAUUCAAGAUGCACAUUUAAAACUAAAUCUACUCUAUAAAACAAACCAACAAAAACUAAACAUACAGUAUUACUUUAUAAUUUAUAGACAUGACACAAGAGCCUUAUGGAUAAUGGAGAUGGGGUUCAAGAGAUUAGAAUGAACAUCCAUGUGUAUCUACUGCUAUAUCUUCCUCCUUAUUCUUCAUCACAUUGAAAUUAGAGUCAAUAUAUAAAAAUGAUAUAAUCCCAAUGGUGAGGAGAAUGUGGAAAAGAAGAACGGAAGAGGGUCUCAAUAUACUAUGGUUACUUAUGUGGAAUAUAAAGGGAAUGGGAGUGUUUCUAGACUGGUAGAAGCUGUAAUCCAGAAUUCACUUAGAAGGCCCCUGAAUGUAGGCAGGAGCCUCUGGUUCAAAGUUUGAAGAUUGUAAGUUGGUAGCUGGACAAAAUAGAGGCCAGUUACUUGAAAGACUGUCUACAGACAUUUUUUUCAGACAAACAUGAUUUCUUGAACAAUUGGAUGUGCCACGAGGAAAAAGCAACUGAGAUGAGAAAGACUGGGUAGAAAAGGUUUGUGGGGAAGAAGUAAGAGUUAAUUUUUGGUCUUGUGAAGUUUGAGACUUCAUCUCUAGCUGUAUUAAAAAUAACCGUGAUUCAAGACAGGGACAGUGUGGAAAUAUGAGAGAGGAGCUAAAACCAUUGGAAAUGAACAGUGGAACUCAGGGUAGGUAUGACUACAGCAAUUAGAUCCAGUUGAGGGUUAGGACCUGAUGACAUUAACUUUGGAGCUGCUUUUUCUGGAGGGAAGGAAGUGGAGAGAAUGGCCUGGAAACUAAAAGAGGGGUAAGAACUUACCACAUGAGAAAAAGUAAACAGGUACCACAUAAAAAGUUUUGGGGGUGAGCAACAUCCCCAGAAGAAACUUGGAUUUGGGUUAGGGUGCAGUGGUGACAAGAAGGUGCAUUUAUGAUUUCGAGAAUAUAAAUAGUUUUGGGAUUCUAAGUACCAGAAGACAAAGUGAAAGACAGAAAAUUUCAGGAAAUGGCAUUUGAGAGGAAAAGGUUGAUAAUUGGAGGUGUCUGGAAAUUAUGCAUGAAAAUUAGAAGGAAGGAAAUGAGAGAUAACUUGGAAUUCUGAAGCUUUUUGGGCGACUGACAUAAUGAGAUCAGUUCUGAUGAAUUUCAAGGUGGAUAGUGUUGGUGAGUGUCAAAAGUCAGAGGGAUCAUCAUUGGGCUCUUUCAUGACCCCGUGUUAUAGAGGCAAACUGGAGAAGCAGAAACUUACUUGAGUAUCAGAGUAUCUUGCAGAGGUCCUCAAACUUUUUAAACAGGGGGCCAGUUCACUGUCCCUCAGACA
This is a messenger RNA of Myotis lucifugus (little brown bat), 5085 nucleotides long. RefSeq names its product solute carrier organic anion transporter family member 1A2 (gene SLCO1A2). Gene Ontology annotation, cellular component: membrane. The record is from RefSeq and is a predicted model, not a curated record. Gene Ontology annotation, biological process: bile acid and bile salt transport; transmembrane transport; sodium-independent organic anion transport. The transcript has 18 exons. Lineage: Eukaryota; Metazoa; Chordata; Mammalia; Chiroptera; Vespertilionidae. The coding region runs from base 496 to 2493 and encodes 665 amino acids. Gene Ontology annotation, molecular function: bile acid transmembrane transporter activity; protein binding.